Acomys russatus (golden spiny mouse) is the source of this 1844-nucleotide messenger RNA. It is a transcript of the gene Ica1, whose product is annotated as islet cell autoantigen 1. Gene Ontology annotation, biological process: regulation of transport. The record is from RefSeq and is a predicted model, not a curated record. Gene Ontology annotation, molecular function: protein domain specific binding. The transcript is spliced from 14 exons. Lineage: Eukaryota; Metazoa; Chordata; Mammalia; Rodentia; Muridae. Gene Ontology annotation, cellular component: Golgi apparatus. The coding region runs from base 231 to 1679 and encodes 482 amino acids.
GCUGCCAUUCCGGCUGGCGGCGGCUGCUGCAGGAAGGACCGCUUCCUGCGCUCCCCGCCCCUUCCCUCGCCAGUGCUGACGCUGACGUAGGCGCAGGGAGCUAGAGGGACGCUCGGAUCUCCGCCGGGAGGCUCCUAGGAGCCGGGGCUCCGAGGUUUAAUAUAACAUAUCCUAUCAUGCUUUUUCUCUGCCCCUUCUCAACUCACCAACAGUAGAAAGAAGAAGGAAACAUGUCAGGACACAAGUGCAGCUAUUCCUGGGAGUUGCAGGACCGGUUUGCUCAAGAUAAGUCAGUUGUCAAUAAGAUGCAACAGAAAUAUUGGGAAACGAAGCAAGCCUUUAUCAAAGCCACAGGGAAGAAGGAGGAUGAGCAUGUUGUUGCCUCUGAUGCAGACCUGGAUGCCAAACUGGAGCUAUUUCACUCAAUUCAGAGAACCUGUUUGGACUUGUCUAAAGCAAUUGUGCUCUAUCAAAAGAGAAUAUGUUUCUUGUCUCAAGAAGAAAAUGAACUGGGAAAAUUUCUCCGAUCCCAAGGCUUCCAAGACAAAACCCGAGCAGGAAAAAUGAUGCAAGCCACAGGCAAGGCCCUCUGCUUCUCCUCCCAGCAAAGGUUGGCUUUGCGAAACCCUUUGUGUCGGUUUCACCAAGAAGUAGAGACUUUUAGACACCGCGCCAUCUCUGAUACCUGGCUGACAGUGAACCGCAUGGAGCAGUGCCGGACGGAAUACAGAGGGGCAUUACUGUGGAUGAAGGACGUGUCUCAGGAGCUGGAUCCAGACCUCUACAAGCAAAUGGAGAAGUUCCGCAAGGUACAGACACAAGUACGCCUUGCGAAGAAAAACUUUGACAAACUGAAGAUGGACGUGUGUCAAAAGGUGGAUCUUCUUGGAGCAAGCAGAUGUAAUCUCUUAUCUCACAUGCUAGCAACAUACCAGACCACACUGCUCCACUUUUGGGAGAAAACCUCUCACACCAUGGCGGCCAUCCAUGAGAGCUUCAAAGGCUAUCAACCAUAUGAAUUCACAACAUUAAAGAGCUUACAAGACCCUAUGAAAAAACUAGUUGAGAAAGAAGGGAAGAAGAAGAGCUCCCGGAGGGAAAGCCGGGAGGCUGCCGCACAGGAGCCAAGGCAAUUAAUUUCUUUGGAGGAUGAGAACCAGCACAAAGAAUCCUCUACUUAUAAGACUAAAGAUGGGGAAAGUACUCUGUCUUCUCUAGACACAAGUUCUGCACAGGAUGCAUGCUCAGGACCCAUAGAUGAACUAUUAGACAUGAAACCUGAGGAAGCUUGCCUGGGUCCCAUGGCUGGGACCCCAGAAGUUGAAGCUGGGGACAAGGAUGACCUCCUUCUGUUGAAUGAGAUCUUCAGCACAUCCAGCCUGGAUGAAGGGGAGUUCAGCAGAGAGUGGGCCGCAGUGUUUGGAGAUGACCGGCUGAAGGAGCCAGCCCCCAUGGGGGCCCAGGGAGAGCCAGACCCCAAGUCUCAGAUAGCUGCUGGGUUCCUUCCUUCACAGCUUUUAGACCAAAAUAUGAAAGACCUACAGGCCUCUCUCCAAGAGCCUGCGAAGGCUGCCUCUGAUCUGACUGCCUGGUUCAGCCUGUUUGCCGACCUGGACCCCUUAUCAAAUCCUGACGCUAUUGGGAAAACCGAUAAAGAACACGAGUUGCUCAAUGCAUGAGUCUGCAACCUUCAACAGGGAGCCCGCAGGGCCACUCUGCAGCCCCUCACCCAGGGCUUGCAGAAGUCUAAUGUGCUGAGUACGCUGUUUUACUAUUUACGUGCCAUUUUAAUAAAAUAAAAGGGUCACAGCCCCGUUUCUAUCGCUAUAGUUAUUUCCUCUUAU